AUGGUUCAGGGAUCUUCAUCACACAGUCACGGUAAGGAGCAAUGGGUACAUGAUCAGCAAGGGAAGAAGAAAACUCAACAACAGAGCAAGCAACAAGAGCAAGGGGUUCAACAAGGUUUUAAGGCAGCAAGAGAUUGGGUUUCAGUGGUUAAAGGAUCAAUGUUACAAGAGCAUUCAACAAUAGUUCAUAACAAUGGUGGUGCAAAGGCUCAAGAAUUAUCGAAGAAUACUCCUCAAUGCAGUCCUGAACGGGAACAAGCUAUUGUGAUUCAAUCAUCACAUCAUGUGGGUUCAUGGAAUCAUCUUAGCAAGGAUAUUUCUACCAGAUUUUCUCUGGCUUCAGAUUUUGAUGUUUUCCCUUUUGAAGAAAGGAAAGCAUUUUUCUUUACAUCUUUAGAGCAUAAGAAUAUUUUAUUAAAUCUAUCUGAUUUUCCUUGUCUUUUUCUUUAUGGGUAUUUUGUUUCUUAUGGAUUUCAAAAUAGUUUGUCGGAAUGUGAGAGAGUUUUGGAUUCUCUGGUAGGAAAUUACUCAAUUGCUUUAAGAUGUCAGAUGCUUGAUUCUAAUUUUGAGUGGGUUUUCACUGGUAUUUAUGCACCAAAUGCAAAUAACACUAGUGAUCUAAAGUUGUUUUGGAGAGAGAUUGAAGCAGUUAGACGCUACUGCACAUUACCUUGGGUCAUUGAAGGAGAAUUUAAUGAAAUUAGAUUUUCUCAUGAAAGAUCCUCAAGAGGUGAGAACUCAGCUGGCAUGAGAAGAUUCAACAAUUUCAUUUCUAAGCAUGAAUUAAUUGAUUUGCCUCUUAUUGGAGCUACUUUUCCUUGGGCAAAUAAUCAAAUCCAAAGUAUAAGAAGUAGAUUAGACAGAAUCUUAAUUUCUCUAGAUUGGGAGCUGCAAUUUCCAAGAGUUCUUCAACAAGCUUUAUCAAGACCUUUCUCUGAUCAUAACCCUAUUGCCCUCAUCUGUGAAGGUGGAGCUGGUUUUUCUAUUUGCAAGAAGCUGCAGUUACUGAAACCAAUUUUAAAACUUUGGAGCAAACAAGAAUUUGGUGAGAUGGAUAGAAGAAUUGAAGAGUUGGAAGACAUAUUUGUUCCUUUGGAUGCUGAGGAGAAUGCCAGUAAUGGUUUAACUGAAGAACAAAGGAAUACAAGACUUCAAGCAAGAAAAGAAUAUUGUAGUCUAACAAUUUUAAAAGUAGAAAAAUGGAGAAUCACAGAAGAAAUGAGAGUGAAUCUUGAAGCUGAAGUUACUGAAGAAGAGUAUUUAUCUUAUAUGAAAAGAAUUGGACAAUCAAAGGCACCAGGCCCAAAUGGAUUUCCAGUAAGUUUCUAUGUUCUUUGUUGGUAUAUUCUCAAAAAUGAUAUUAUGGCAGUUUUCAAAGAAUUGCAGGAGAAGAAUUUUUUGGACUGGCGGCUCAAAAAUACUUUUAUUGCUUUGAUUCCAAAGAAGGGUACUAUUGAAGAAAUCAAGGACUUAAGACCAAUUAGUUUGGUGCAUGGCAUCUACAAGAUUAUUUCUAAAGUUUUGGCAGAUAGAUUUAAAGAAGUUCUCUCAGAUAUCAUCUCUUCUCAUCAAACAACCUUCAUCAAAAAAAGGCAAAUAUUGGAUGGUGUUCUAGUAGCAAAUGAAUUAAUUGAUUCUAGAGAAAGAAGUGGAAGGGAAUGCAUUUUGAUCAAAGUGGAUUUUGAAAAAGCUUUUGAUCAUGUAAAUUGGGACUUUCUAAAUGAGAUUCUUGGCCUUAUGAGUUUUGGUGAUAGUUGGAGAAAAUGGGUAAACAAUUUGAGACUUAUUCUUCUAUCUUUUGAGCAGCUUACUAGUUUAAAGAUCAAUUUUGCGAAGAGUAAAAAUUUUGGUGUUGCUUUUGAUGGAGAUCUUAGUCAAUUUUCUUCUAUUCUGGGUUUUUACUCUGGAGUCCUACCCACAACUUAUUUGGGUUUACCUCUGGGUGAUAGAAGUGGGGGAGUGGCUAAAUGGGAUAAGGUGGUUGAUAGUUUUGUUAGAAGAUUACCAGCUUCUGUGGAUAAAAAGCUUGAGAGAAUAAUGAGGAAUUACUUGUGGAGUGACAACAAGGGGAAAAACAAGGUUCACUUAGUUAAAUGGCCAACUCUUAAUAAGAGAAGAAAAUUUGGAGGCUUAAGUAUCAAAAGUCUUCAAAAAAUGAACAAGGCUUUAUUAAAUAAAUGGCAUUGGAGAUUUGCUAAAGAAAAAGAAGUGCUUUGGAGCAAGGUAGUCAAUAUCGGUUGUACAGGACGAUAUUCCAGAAGUCAUGUGAAAUUCAAAGUUAAUUCUGGUAAAAGAAUCAGUUUUUGGAUGGACCAAUGGUUGUUUGAUGUUCCUCUAAGCUUGAAAUUUCCAAAUUUGUAUACAAUUUCUAGAGCUAAAACCAAAUGUAUAUCUGAUGUUUACAUGGAAGAGAGCCAAACUUGGAAUCUCAUGCUACCUAGAAGAUUGAAUAAUGUAAGAAGAAAUGAGCUGGAUGAACUUCAAAGGUGUCUUACAAAAGUUUCUAUCAAUACAGAAGCUGAUGAUGAAAUUGGUUGGAACAUAGAGAAGAAAAAUUUAUCUACUGUGAAGUCUAUUUAUGAUUCUUUUCUUCAAGAUUCUGUGGAUUAA
This is a messenger RNA of Papaver somniferum (opium poppy), 2610 nucleotides long. RefSeq lists its product as uncharacterized. The record is from RefSeq and is a predicted model, not a curated record. NCBI's taxonomy places the organism in Eukaryota, Viridiplantae, Streptophyta, Magnoliopsida, Ranunculales, Papaveraceae. The transcript is spliced from 8 exons. The coding region runs from base 1 to 2610 and encodes 869 amino acids.